AUGGCUACAGAAACGCUGACCCGGUCCCGUGAGCAACACAGGUUUCAGUCGCAUGUCGCAUUCGACAAUAUCCCUCUGGGCGAAUCAACCGACUACAACCCGAUUGCGUUUACACUGAAUGCCAAGCACGAUGGAUAUCAAUCUAGUAGAAGGAGUCGCACAUUCAUGGUGGGAGUCGACGACAAUACCUACUCGGAUCAUGCGUUACAAUGGCUCCUAGACGAGUUGGUGGACGAUGGUGAUGAGGUCGUGUGUGUGCGGGUGAUUGAAACCGCGAUGCGACUGACAAACACCGCAUACCAGGAGGCUGCGCAAAAGUUGAUGGCCGGCGUUCAAGCAAAGAACAAGAAGAACCUGGCUAUAUCACUGGUGUUGGAAUACGCUGUGGGUAAACUACACAAUACCUUCCAGCAUUUGAUCAAGAUCUACCAGCCAUCGAUGCUUAUAGUCGGCACAAAAGGGCGCAGUCUUGACAGCGUCUCGAAUGCUUUCUUCAACAGGAGCUCAUUCUCCAAGUACUGCCUUCAGUACUCGCCAGUGCCCGUUGUUGUCGUGCGUCCUACUGAGAAGCGCGAGAAGAAGCGGCUUAAGCGCGCCCAAGAUCCUGCUCGCCAGAGUUAUCUGCAGAUGCUCCCUGGUCAGAAGCACGAAGCCGAUAGCGAGAACAGUAGUAUCUAUGAGCUGGAACCCAACCUCAGUGCCGCCGAAGAAGCCCACCGGGUAGCUGUGGCCAAUGGCCUUCCAGCUAAAUACGACCCGACUCUCAAACCUCUAGAUACAGAUGCAAUCCUUCGUCAUGCAAGCCGAUCCCGCCGCUCGCUUGCGAUGGAGCCUCCGACUGCAGAGGCCGUGGCAUUGGCAGAGAGCGGUAGGUUGCCCGCAGAGCCGGACAUGAAUGGUGAUGAUACGGAAUCCGACGAGGACGACGACGAGUUUGAAGUUACGACGGGCGAGCAGGCGCUGAAGAAGGAGCGUCUGCACAAGAUGGAGUCCAAUGAAGGAGCCGUACUUAAGGAGAUGAUUCAACGAAAGCCAAGCGAUGAGUCGAUCGAGGAGGAGUCUGAUGAGGGUGAUGGUGGUGCCAAGACAGCCACACAAUAA
Molecule: messenger RNA, 1101 nt
Organism: Pestalotiopsis fici W106-1
Lineage: Eukaryota; Fungi; Ascomycota; Sordariomycetes; Amphisphaeriales; Sporocadaceae
Exons: 2
Coding region: 1-1101 (366 amino acids)
Source: RefSeq, a predicted model, not a curated record